AUGCAGUCGACCCAUCUCAUUGGGUUCCUCUCCCUCCCCCUCGCCCCGGGAAACGGCCGCGCCGUCGCACAUCCUGCCCAUGACCCCGUCACCCCUCCAAGCAUGGUCAAAUUUACGACAGGCAACACCACCGUCCUUCAUGGCACUGCUCAGCAAGUCCGCGCCGAGGCUCUCCUGGAUUGGCACGCUCCGUCUGCCAGCAUGAGCACCAUUGACCGAUCUGCGGGGCCGUUCGACAAGAUAAAGGGCCACAUAGAGCUGCACUGCAACACAUUUCCGCUCGCCGACCAUCGCGCCAUCUACGAGGCGAGGAUGGAUCUCAAUUCCUGGCAGUGGGAUCACGUGCAGCCGACCCUGCCGGCCGGCCCUCGAAAGUGCGGCCAGGUGAGCUGCAGCAGCGGCGCCGCCAUCUGGUGGUGCAACGAUGAGCCGACGACAAAGACUCUCGGAAGCUACCGGGACAUUGUCAACGGCGCCGACUUCAUCACCGCCGUUUGCGGGGAAGCCAUGUACAGCGGUCAGAUAUUUCACCCGCAGAACUGGAACGUCAUAGUGCAAUCGGGAGACUGCUAG
Drechmeria coniospora is the source of this 573-nucleotide messenger RNA. RefSeq lists its product as uncharacterized. Bases 1 to 573 code for a protein of 190 amino acids. Lineage: Eukaryota; Fungi; Ascomycota; Sordariomycetes; Hypocreales; Ophiocordycipitaceae. The transcript is spliced from 3 exons. The record is from RefSeq and is a predicted model, not a curated record.